AUGGCCGUGACGCCGGACCAGCAGCAGCCACCUGCAGCGACUGGUUCGACACAGGCCCGGCCUUUGGGGGCUAAUUGGCUUCCGCAUCUGCGACUCCGCGUUCUGCACUUCCGCCGUGCGGCCGCGACUGCCUUCUUCCCCGCUGCGACCUGCGACUCUAUUCACAGGAUCGGGCCUGGUUCGACAUCUCCUCGCCUCCGCGUACACGUACACGAAACCACCCUCGUGCCGCCGUCUCCGUCACCGCCGGAGACCUCGCUCCCGCUCACCUUCUACGACGUCUUCUAUCUUAACUCCCCGCCCGUCCAGCGCCUCUUCCUCUACCGCCUCGCCCCGGAUGCCGACGUCGCCGCCAUCAUCUCCAACCUCCGGGACUCGUUGCACCGGGCCCUCCGCGCCUUCUACCCGCUCGCCGGCCGCGUCCGCCUCACCCCCGGCACAUCCGACCGCUACGAGAUGCACUACCGCCCGGGUGACGACGCCGUCACCUUCACUGUCGCCGAGUGCGACGGCGACGACGCGGAAACGCACUUCGACGGCCUCACCACCGACGAGCCGCGGGAGGUUGCCAAGAUCGCCACGCUCGUGCCGCCGCUGCUCGAGGGCGGCAGGCUGCUCUCCGUUCAGACCACGCUCCUGCCCGCGCGCCGAGGUCUCGCCAUCGGCGUCACCGUGCACCACGCCGCCUGCGACGGCUCUGCAUCCACGCACUUCCUGCACACCUGGGCGGCCGCCUGCAGAGGCGGCGGCGCCGAAGCGCCGCUGCUGCCGCCUGUCAUCGACCGGACUCUCCUCCCCGACCCAAGGCGCCUGUACGACGUCUUCAUCCAAGGGGCGCCGAGAAGCGAAGAGUUGGAGUCCGUCAAGAUGUCCGCCGACCAGCUCUUGGCCACGUUCGCGCUGUCCAAGGACGACCUGAAGCGCGUCAAGGACGCCGUGGCCGACGAGGCUACGAGGCGCGGCGUCGCGCCUCUCCGGUGCUCCUCUCUGGUCGCCACCUUCGGCUUCGUCUGGUCGUGCUACCAGCGAGCCAAGGAGGGCAACGGUGGCGGCGCUGGAGAGGGCCCGGUGACCUGCAUGGCGUUAGCCGUCGACCACCGCUCGCGGAUGAAGCCUCCCCUGCCGGACAAGUACCUGGGCAACUGCGUCGGCCCAGCGUUCGCGCUGGCACCAACGGGCGAGCUGGCCGCGGCUGGCGCAGGAGGGCUCUUCAGCGCGUGCGCCGCCGUCGCCUCCUCCAUUGACGAAGCUGUAGGCGACAUCGGGACGUCGAGCAUGGAGGCGUGGAUGGACCGCAUCAGGGAGGUGUUCCCCAUGGGUUUACUGACCGUGUCCGGCUCGCCGAGGUUCCGCGUCUACGACCUGGACUUCGGAUUCGGCCGGCCGGCGCAGGUGGACGUCGUGCCCGUGUCGAGGAUCGGCGCAGUGGCGGUGGCGGAGAGCCGGGGUGGCGACGGCGGGAUAGAGGUGGGGGUCUCUCUUCCGCCGGCUGCCAUGACCUCAAGGCCACGCAUCAACUCACUUCUCCAGUGGGUGAGACCGACUGCAACCUUUCCCCUUCCUCUAUCCUCUUCUCGCUCAGGCGCAGUGGCGCACAUUUCCGGACACGACGCCCACCUACCGAAGGCCACGGCAGGGCAGUCCUCCAUGGCCGCGGCCGGCGAGGGCCCGUGCGAGGUCCCCCGAGCGGCGGCGUGGGUCGCGACCGAACGAGGUCCCCGAGCGGCGGCACAGGUCGUGCCUGGACGAGCUCUCCCGAGCAGCGCGGGCGGCGGCCGUCUCCAACGACGAGGGCGCAGGGCGCCAUUGCUAGAGGUCGGCAGCUACUGCAAAUGUGAUUCCUCAACUGUAAGUGUGUCAUUGUCAGCGUUGUGGGAGCUUGAUGAGGAAAUAGUUAUUGCUGCUAUGGAUAUGCAGUGCCCUGUGGAUGCGAGCUACUGA
This is a messenger RNA of Miscanthus lutarioriparius, 1941 nucleotides long. NCBI's taxonomy places the organism in Eukaryota, Viridiplantae, Streptophyta, Magnoliopsida, Poales, Poaceae. The record is from the annotation of a GenBank genome assembly.